AUGCCCAUACCCAAGAAAAUUCUCGAGCAAAUCAAGCAGCUAAUACCUCCGCUCAACGGCACCCUCCACAAAGGCCAGUCCGGUCGUGUUGGCGUCCUCGGAGGUGCCCUUGACUACACCGGCGCACCAUUCUUUGCCGCCAUCUCCGCCCUCCGUAUCGGAGCAGACCUUUCGCAUGUUAUCUGCUCGCCAACCGCUGCCGGAGCGAUCAAGUCAUACUCUCCUGACCUGAUCGUGCACCCUGUUCUCAGAGAAGACACGACGCCACAAACUCUACGUCCCACGCUCUCUGAGCUCCUCGGUCGCCUACAUGUCCUCGUAAUAGGUCCAGGGCUCGGGCGAGAAGAUUACAUGCAGAACUUUGCCAAACUGGCACUGAACAUCGCGAAAGAACAGGGCAUGUUUGUCGUCCUUGACGCGGAUGCGCUAUGGCUGAUCGGACAGGAUACAUCUCUCAUACACGGAUACCGCCGCGCCGUUCUUACUCCCAACGUUGUCGAGUUUAAGCGGCUGAGCGAGAACGUUAAAGUCGACCCAUCAACUCCCGCGGAUGAGCGCGCCUCCCGCGUCUCCCGCGCUCUCGGCGGGGUGACCGUUCUCCAAAAGGGUGCGGAAGACAUUAUCUGCACGAACACCGGCCCCGCAAGCGCCGCCGACGCACGGCUCAGCCAAGUUCCCGAAGGCGAGUCUGCAGAGGAGCAGCUGCACGUAGACGUGCCCGGCGGGCUGAAGCGCUGCGGAGGGCAGGGCGACAUCCUCGGCGGGACCGUCGGCGCUGCGCUCGCGUGGGGAAAGUGCUACCUGGACGGUGCAUUCGGUGAUAAGACGGUCCCGGCGUCGCGCGUCCCGCUACUGGCGGCUGUUGCAGGCUCUAUGGUCACACGGACGGCGUCGAGGAGGGCAUUUGCGAAGCAGGGAAGAGGUGUUGUUACGCAGGAUAUGCUGGGAGAGAUUGGGGGUGCGUUCGCGGAGUUGUUUGGGGCUGUUGGCGAGAAGGGGUGGGGUGUGCCCACGGACGCUGGAGAAGCGAAGAGCGAGGGUCGUCUGUGA
Molecule: messenger RNA, 1050 nt
Organism: Sparassis crispa
Lineage: Eukaryota; Fungi; Basidiomycota; Agaricomycetes; Polyporales; Sparassidaceae
Product: ATP-dependent (S)-NAD(P)H-hydrate dehydratase
Exons: 7
Coding region: 1-1050 (349 amino acids)
Biological process (GO): metabolite repair
Molecular function (GO): ATP-dependent NAD(P)H-hydrate dehydratase activity
Source: RefSeq, a predicted model, not a curated record